AAAAUAUUUUGUGUUUUUAGAUAUGCACUUUGCCUGAGAAAUGCGCUAUUGAUAAGAUCAUUGAUGCAGGCCCUCAACUCGCUGGAUCGCUAGAUUACAAUGUAGUACAUAGUUUAUAUAACAAAGGGUUUAUUUAUCUGGAUGUACCAAUAUCUGAUGACAGUUGUAUAGCAGUUCCUCCUCUUGAAGGAUUUGUAAUGAAUCGAGUGCAAGGUGAUUAUUUUGAAACUCUGCUUUAUAAGAUAUUUGUUUCAAUAGACGAGCAUACUAAUGUUGCAGAGCUUGCAAAUGUCCUUGAGAUAGACUUAUCCCUGGUUAAGAACGCUGUUUCAAUGUAUUGCCGAUUGGGCUUUGCCCAUAAGAAGGGACAAGUAAUAAAUUUGGAUCAACUUCAUUCAUCCUGGAGGAAUGUUCCAUCCGUAAACAGAUUAAAGAGUACUUUAGAUCCACAAAAGAUGCUCCUAUCAUGGGAUGGCGGGGAAAGUAGGAGUCCUGUACAAGAAGCUUCAUCGGCUACUGACACUGAUACAAAUAGUCAAGAAGAUCCAGCUGACACAGCCAGUGUAAGCAGUUUGAGUUUGUCUGCGGGAUAUACAAAGCGCAUUGCACUCCUGUUUGACUCAACUCUUACUGCCUUUUUAAUGAUGGGAAAUCUUUCACCAAACUUGAAAAGUCAUGCAGUCACAAUGUUUGAAGUUGGCAAGCUCUCUGAUGAGUCUCUGGAUAGCUUUCUUAUAGAACUAGAAAAGGUUCAGAGCACUGGUGAAGGAGAAGCACAGAGAUAUUUUGAUCAUGCACUCACUCUGAGAAACACAAUACUGUUUCUGCGUCAUAAUAAAGAUCUAGUUGCGCAAACAGCACAGCCAGACCAACCCCAUUAUGGUUUUCCUCUGGAUCUCUUGCGCUGUGAAAGCCUGCUCGGUUUGGAUCCUGCAACUUGCAGCAGAGUUCUAAACAAAAAUUACACACUGCUUGUUUCCAUGGCGCCUCUCACCAAUGAGAUUCGGCCUGUCAGCAGCUGUACCCCUCAGCAUAUUGGACCAGCUAUUCCAGAAGUCAGUUCUGUCUGGUUUAAACUGUACAUUUACCAUAUCACUGGGCAAGGACCUCCAUCUCUUUUACUAUCUAAAGGUACAAGACUUCGAAAACUGCCAGAUAUAUUCCAGGGUUAUGAUCGAUUACUAAUAACAUCUUGGGGUCAUGAUCCUGGGGUAGUUCCGACAUCAAAUGUGCUCACGAUGUUGAAUGAUGCUUUAACACAUUCGGCAGUUUUGAUUCAGGGACAUGGUUUGCAUGGGAUAGGAGAAACUGUCCACAUACCAUUUCCAUUUGAUGAAACAGAGCUACAAGGAGAGUUCACUCGUGUCAGUAUGGGUGUUCAUAAAGCGUUGCAGAUAUUAAGGAACAAAGUGGACUUGCAGCAUUUUUGCGGAUAUGUCACCAUGCUGAAUGCUUCUAGCCAACUUGCAAAUAGAAAACUCAGUGAUGCUUCUGAUGAGAGAGGAGAACCUGAUUUGGCUUCUGGCUCAGAUGUAAAUGGGAGUACAGAGUCAUUUGAAAUGGUCAUUGAGGAAGCAACUAUAGAUUUAGCAAUAAAGCAAAAUUCUGUUGCCACAAUAGAAGCAGAUUGGGUUCCUCUUGAACUGUGCUUUGGAAUUCCAUUGUUUAGUUCUGAAUUAAACCAGAAAGUUUGUAGAAAAAUUGCUACACAUGGCCUUUGCACUAAAGAGAGCCUUCAAAACCUCUUACAUUCCAGUAGAAAACUCUCUCUACAAGUCCUUAACUUUGUUCACUCAUUCCAGGAAGGUGCUUCAACACUGGAUAUUCACACCGAGGCCAGUUUUUCAAGUUGGCUUUCACAGUCAUCCUGUGGCGAUACAGGAGUUCCACUUCCUGCUAAGAACUUAAUAUUCAAAGAUGGCAUUUUAUCAGAAUGGAGCGGACGGUCACCUUCCUCGUUUCUUAUUGCCAAUCUCCAUUUGCAGUAAUUUGGUCACACCAUUUGUUGCUCACACCCUCUGCCUUUUUUCUUUCUUACUGUUAGCUUUGUGGUGCCAGCACUAAAAAGCUUCGUGCUGCUGCAAUGCAGUUCACACUUCACUGAUGUGAAAGGCUUGGGGACACGUUCUUUUUUUCUGAAGGUUUCCUCAUUAGUACACCUGCCAAUGCAGCAAAGAGCUUUUUAGCAGCCUGCACUGUACUUUUCACCUUGAGACAAUCUGCAUUUCUUUUAUAAAACUGAGGGUAUACUUUAUAAGCUUUAUGAUGACUGUUACAUUUAUAAGCAGUCUCUAUGAAUAUUGCAAUGGUAAUUUUAUAUGUUAGUUUCAGACAUAAAUCUUGUUUAAUUUUAUAUUUUGUUACCUACUCUUUAGGGGAUCAUGGGAAGAGGUAGAACUCUUUCUCUGAAAAGGCUUCUUGGUACUUAAAGUAGUAAAACUAUAAGACAAGAAACAUCUAGUAUUGAGAAAUGAGAUAAUGGGGCAUUAAGAAUUCCUGUGGAUGUCUGUAAAUUAUGUGUAUCAGUUGAACAUUGUUAAAAGUAUGUAAAUCAGCAUAAUUAUAACUUAACCUUGAUUUAUAAGGUCUUAACUCAGACUAUGACUGUAUACAUUGACAUCUCAUGAGAAGCUUUGGAAAACAUUCUAUUUUUAAACAGUGUUUAUAUGUGGACCUCUGUUGUCACUCACUUUGGGCUUUAUAUUUUCAUAGAGUCUUUAUGGAAAAAUAGGAUUUAUUUUCCACUCUUGUAGCUGUGGCUGCUGCACGUUUUGACCCUGAUUUAUCUUUACCAAUGACUCGUUACAAAAUUGAAUUUGUUGUUUUCAAACUGAGGAUUGUGAUUUUAGUUUAGAUUUACAUAUUAGAGGCAUUAAGGCUAUGUCUUCUGAUCAAAACGUGUUAAUGAUAAAUCUGCUUCAAGGACAUGUUCUUAGGAAUUCUGAAUCUUAAAUUUAUGUGAGUAGUUUUGGAGGAAAUGAUAAAGAAAAAUUGAGUAAUUUCAAAAUGUUUCUUGAGUCAUUGAUUCUUUUAGUAUCUCAAAUGUAAGAAUAAUUGGAAUCAUUUCUUAGAUUUUUCAAGUUACUUUCCUUGGGAAGUUUGUGCAGUGUUACAGCUUAGUUUAGCUUUUCUCAUAGGAUAACGGUUUGCUAGCUUAAAACUGUAACCAGAGUAACUGGUCAGAUAAUAUAUAUCUACAACACUUAAAGCAUUAGAAAAUUUGAGAAUGUAAUAACCUAAAUAAACAUUUUUGCUGAUCAUUUUUGUUAUUUAUAGAACUGAUAUUUGUGUAUUUAACAUACUUCUGGAAAUAUAUGCCUUUAUUAAAACUGUUACCCAUGCAUUCAAAACCAUUGCCUAACUACAGAAUUGAAUAUUCUGGAGCAGGUUUCUUGUGGCACAGUCCAUGCUGUGUUUGGGGUACACACAGUAACAUUUAGUUUUCUACUUUGUCUUCUAUGAGGUGGAAACCAAGUGUAUGUUAUAAAUGUAUCUAUAAAAGGAAAAAUGCAUACUAAUAUUAAAAUAAUUUCUUAUGACUGUGAAUCACUUGUUUAUUUUUCCAGUAAUUGUAUUGUACAUUCCUAGUGCUAUUAGAUAUGUACGUAUAACUUUUACAGUUUUUCAACCUGAAGUUGUAAGUAUUUCAUUUGAUCAGGGCUUUUUAAUCUCCUUUUCAUUUGCUUUGUUUGAAUUAAUUGUAGUUUAUUUUAUUUAUUCCUGUAUUAACAAUCUAAGCCUACUGUAAUGACAUGUACACUAAUAAAGAAUUGAAUAUUUGUAGUUGUUGGCAAUGAACCCAGUUGUUUGUAAUUUUAACACUUAAAAUAUGGGAGUAAUCUGCUGCUAUAUUCCCCUUGAGAUAUAAUGGAGGAGGAAAUAGAACCUAAUAAUGAUCAAGGGUUUUAGGGAAAGUACUGAAAAAAUAUGUGGUCCACUCUGAUUUCUCCUGUGAUUGAGGAAAGAUUCUGAUUCCCAGCUGAAGACCACUCAUACUUUUAGAAGUGAGAAUCUGCAUUUUUAGAGCUGUUAGCAGAAUGUGAAAGCUGCUUUUGUGCUUUGCUUUAUGAAUUUGGCUUUGUUUAAUUCAUGUAAAGAUGUAUUCUUAAAUCUUACAAGUGUUGAUCCAAUUCGCCAAGAAGGUAAUAGACUUUUAUUUGCCAAAGAAGAUUUAUUAAAGAAUUUUUGUCCUAUUUUUUUUUUUGCAGAUGUUUGAAGUAAUUUCAUUUGGCUUUGUGUUACCUCCCCUUUUCUUUCCCCCCACCAAACAUAGCUUAAACCAUGGCAAACAAUCUUUAGAAAUGAAGAGAAAAAAGAAAUAUCAAAGAGGACAUAGAAUUUAAUUUAGUAUGGUACAGUUUCACCUCUCAGGUGGGUCUGAAGAAAUGCUACUUUCUGUAAUUUUUAGAAAAUAUGAUCAUCUGAUUUUCUUGAUUCUUUUCUUCUUGUUAAAUAGGUAAUGAGAUAAUUUUGUAUUUGUUUUUUGGGGGAUUAUCAGUUUUCUUGAUGUUUUCAGUUUUCUCUGCCAUUCAUGUUUCUCUUUUAUGUUCAGUGUUUCAAAUACAGUUUGUAUUUAAAGAUUUCAAAGAAACUGUAACUGAGUGCAGUGGAUUGUUUUUUGGUGUGAUGUUAAUAUUAUAGAGUGAAUAUAUAAAGUAUUGUCAAUUUGAUUAUUGACAUACAGUAUGUUUACAAAUAAACUGGUGUUGAUCAAGUUA
Manis javanica (Malayan pangolin) is the source of this 4718-nucleotide messenger RNA. The record is from RefSeq and is a predicted model, not a curated record. NCBI's taxonomy places the organism in Eukaryota, Metazoa, Chordata, Mammalia, Pholidota, Manidae.